This is a messenger RNA of Stegodyphus dumicola, 697 nucleotides long. RefSeq names its product telomere length regulation protein TEL2 homolog. The record is from RefSeq and is a predicted model, not a curated record. Gene Ontology annotation, biological process: 'de novo' cotranslational protein folding. Gene Ontology annotation, molecular function: Hsp90 protein binding; telomeric repeat DNA binding. Gene Ontology annotation, cellular component: cytosol. NCBI's taxonomy places the organism in Eukaryota, Metazoa, Arthropoda, Arachnida, Araneae, Eresidae.
AAAUAAAAAAUGUGCUUAAAAAGUUCUUUGAAAAGUAAAAGCUUUUUCUUUCCUAUUUGUAUUUCUAUUAGCAUAAUAUAAUAAGGAAAUUUCAAAAUGAAAUGAAAUUACCCAAAAAAUAUCAGUAAAAUUAAAAUUUAGAAUUAUGAAUUAAUAGUGAGCUAAUAUAUUUUUACCUGUAUUAUAACUAGUUAAAUGAACUGAGUGAUGUAUUAUAAAAUGGCUUUAAGAAAUAGUUGCCAUUUUUGGCAUCUAUUUGAAAUAAUGUUGCUGCACAAUAUGCUAUUCUUUUUAAAUAUUUUUUGAUUAAAAAGGAUAUGCUUUUAUUUAAAUUAUCUUAAUAAUAUAUGUAUGAUUGUCAAUGAUAAUUAUUUUUUUUAGAUUUGUUCGUCAGGCUGUAAUUUUUGCUAUAGCUACUAUAUAUGUAAGUGUCCCUGGUUAUCUGCUCUGCUCAGAAAUGUUAGAUGAAGUAAUGGAUAGUCAAAAAUGGUUACAAAGUGUUAUAGAUGAUGAUCCUGAUAUUAAUUGUCAGCUAAAAGCUACUCAUGCUCUUGGUUUAAUAAUAGGAAUUCUGAAAGAGGAAUUGCCACUGAUGGUAGAUCCAUUUAGUACUUAAAAGCCCAAAGUUUUUUUUUAUGGUUGUAAAAACUGUUAAAUAUUUAUAAAUAUUGUAAAUAAAUACUUUUGCAUAUGAAAA